This is a messenger RNA of Pungitius pungitius (ninespine stickleback), 2702 nucleotides long. It is a transcript of the gene slx4ip, whose product is annotated as SLX4 interacting protein. The record is from RefSeq and is a predicted model, not a curated record. The transcript has 8 exons. Lineage: Eukaryota; Metazoa; Chordata; Actinopteri; Perciformes; Gasterosteidae. Bases 196 to 1407 code for a protein of 403 amino acids.
UCUUUUUAAAACGCAGUAACUCCACAGUCGGUUGGUUACAGUUUCCCGUUUUUUGCCAAUUCAAAAAACUGCGACUCAUACUGGUUUUGCACUAAUUUAAUUACAAACUAAAGUGACGUCAUCUCUUGCCGCCUCAACGGUCAUUUAAUUCAAAACUGCUGGCGGUAUAGCUAGCUGACUGCUGGGUUCAAUUGAAUGGCUCCUCUCAAAUUUGCCAUUAAGUGUGGGAACUUUGCCGUGCUGGUGGAUCUCCACGUUCUGCCCCUGGGCGGCCAGGAGGACGCCGGCUGGUUUCCUGCGGACCACAUUCAGGAGGUUGCAGUCCUGGUUCGCGAUGCCGUGGACCAGAGGGUGAAGCAGUACACCGAGUCCUUCCACAAUGGAAGGCAGCACAAACAGAAGAAGGAGCUGGCGCCUGCUGCAGCCUUUUUCGUGAAAGGAAAAAACUUCAACCUGGCGGCCAAUUUCCUGAAGAGGCACUUCCACCUCAGAUGUCUCGACAAGCAGCUCUAUGGUGGUUUGCGUGUGUUUCCUGAGCGGUACGUUGUGUGCGCGAGCUGCCCGGAGGAUGCCGCAGCGCACCAUGGAAACCCGAGCAUGGCCGCGAACCAACUGGGCGAACAAAGCCGAUCAGAAUAUUUUUCCAGAAUGGGAGAAACCCAAGAGCCUUCACACAGCCCCACAAAAACAAAGAGGACUGUGCUUCAAAAGAUAGCCAAACAAGUCCAGCAAGAUUCUGGUUCCGGUGAGGGGGAACAGAAGAUUGACCAAAGAGGGGAAUUUAGAGCUGCAGAGUCCGAAAUAAUCCCAAAAGAGACUGAAUCCAGCUCUGGACAGAAGGCCCUCCUGGAGGCAGACCACAAGACUCCUUGUCCCAGUGCCUUACAGGAAGCUCAGAUCGGGGAUGCUUCACAGCACGGCCUGAACCAGGAGAAGCAGGCAGAGAACAGUCCUCGAGACAGCGUCGACCCAAAUGGGGCCUCAGUGGUUUUCUGCCAACUUGAAAUGAGUCAGGAGACGAGAAAGAGCAAGAGGGCCACGCCAAGCGAUGCAGGGGAAGACCUUCUCCCACGGCGGGCCAAAAGGACGUGCCUUGGAAGGCCUCCAGCCACAAUGCAAACACCCGAGCGCGACCUUCUUCCUCAGCCGCCUUUUCCUGCGGGCCAAUCCGAGGCGACCGCACUGGAAGGAGAGCGGCUCGCUCCAGAACCAGCGUCCCACAGGCUCCCCCUCACAAGCAAUAACACGGCACAGACAAACCAAAACAGGCUGGCCACAAGUCUGAGGGGUCUCUCUGUCAAGCCGGCAUCCUCCAGCUCCUCGAUUAGUUCCAGAUCCACACUCGGAGAGGGGGGGGGCGGAAAUGUGCCUAGAGCCUCUAGAUUACGACGCCUGAAGAGGUGCUGAGGGGGAGCCAAGCUACAGAAGAGAUGCCUGACGCCACGAGAGAUGAUGUUUUGUCAGGCUACACGUUUACCUCACACGACUUGCAUUUGUACACGUGUCACGUUUUAUUACCAUGUCGGUCCUGUUCGCUGACGCGAUGCGUGUGAGCGUUACGCUUGAAGCAGGCUUUGCCCCCCCCCCCCUUGCUGGUGGUCAAGGGAGACUCGCUAAUGAAAGUCAAAAAGCUUUAAUCUGGGUUUGUGUUAAAUAUUGGGGGAUUUCAGACAGGCGGGAGCCACGCGCGACGUCAUGGCUUCCAGUCUGAAAUACUGGCUCCUACGUGUCUGAAAACGCUCCACUUUCCCCGCUAUAGCUUCGGUCUGAUUGAUUGCCGUCUCCAGACAUAUUUCAUCACCCCAUUCUCCAAAAUGUACUCAUGUUGUUGGAUUUCACUCACGUACAAUUUGCUCAAUGUUUAGUUGCUAAGAGCCCAACAUGUCUAUUUAAAUCGGAGGGUAUUAUGCAGCUUGUGUAUUGAACUUAGACCACAUGUGUGGAUGUUUAAACAGUAUUGACAUUAGUGGGUUUUAUUUGGUAGGACCAGGACAUUGACUGUCUCAGGCUUGAGUGCAGCUGUUGUAGUUGCGGGGGGGGGGCGGCGGCGGCGGUUUCAUUACUCUCGACCCCGGCCCAGAUAGAGGGGUGACGGGGCGACUGAGGGGCCAGCAGUCACUCAUACUCCUCACGUUAAGCCCAGAAUGUUUCACUUGAUGACAAGUUUCCCGACUACAUUACUCCUGACAGUAUUUUUAUUUUACUGGAGAGCCAUAAAUUAGUUUUUUCCCCAGCAAAAAUAAAUAAUCUCUGAAUCGAUGUGGAAAUGGGUCGAGUAUUCUCUGGAAGCAGCCGGCAUGCAGAUCUCUGCGCAUUGUAUUCAGCUCCAGACUGGCUGAUGUUGGUGGCGAGUUGACAGCGGCGGCCUGCCCAACAGCUCACUAACUUGGGUUACUAAUAAAGCGCUUGGCCGUCUUUCAGGGAGCGUAACCCGAGAUGAGCCAAUUCUGUCCUUAUCAAGACAACAUGGUGGAUUAGCGAUGCUGACCCCACCGUUUUAAGUCCUUGUAUGGUUUAAGGUCGAGGUGUUGAUAAUCUCUUGCUUUGGAUUUAAUCCUUUUAAAAACAUUCGGCGGAGAAGUUAAUCAGUUGUACUCCAUAGCGCGGGCUCGCUAGUUUGAAAGGUUUUACUUUAGGGUGCUACUUAAAACAAGGGCAACAUUGUCAGAAGAUCAUGAGGAGAAAGGUAUUUUUGUCUCCAU